Bombina bombina (fire-bellied toad) is the source of this 4971-nucleotide messenger RNA. RefSeq names its product protein phosphatase 2 regulatory subunit B'epsilon (gene PPP2R5E). The transcript is spliced from 14 exons. Gene Ontology annotation, biological process: protein dephosphorylation; signal transduction. The record is from RefSeq and is a predicted model, not a curated record. Gene Ontology annotation, molecular function: protein phosphatase activator activity. NCBI's taxonomy places the organism in Eukaryota, Metazoa, Chordata, Amphibia, Anura, Bombinatoridae. The coding region runs from base 306 to 1709 and encodes 467 amino acids. Gene Ontology annotation, cellular component: nucleus; protein phosphatase type 2A complex; cytosol.
UCUGAGUUUGAACCUGCCUCUGGUGAGCGAGGUUGGGCGGGGCUAUUGGCGGACAGGUUAGGUUGUGUUUGUGUUGUGUGUGCCAUGGCCUCAGCCCAGUGAUACGGACAAUAGCCCAAGGAAGCCGGGGACUGAGCGACACACACCGCGGCGCCCACUGUGCGAGCCCAACCUGCCGCCCCGGGGAAUGAGACUCUGUCCUGCCCGCGGCUCCGAGGAUUAUCUGACAGGAAGCGGGUGCUGCUGGGCCUAGAGAGCCGGGACCGACAGCUGUGUGAUCCCGAGCGGGAGCUCCAAGUAGGGAUAUGUCCUCAGCACCAACCACUCCUCCGUCAGUGGAUAAAGUAGACGGAUUUUCUCGGAAGUCCGUCAGGAAAGCGAGGCAGAAGAGAUCACAGAGCUCUUCACAGUUCAGGUCUCAAGGCAAGCCCAUCGAGCUGACACCCCUUCCUCUGCUUAAAGACGUCUCAACCUCAGAGCAGCCCGAACUGUUCCUGAAGAAACUUCAGCAGUGCUGCGUCAUCUUUGAUUUCAUGGAUACGCUCUCUGAUCUUAAAAUGAAAGAAUACAAGCGCUCUACUCUGAAUGAACUCGUGGACUAUGUAACGAUAAGCCGAGGUUGCUUGACAGAGCAAACGUACCCUGAAGUAGUUAGAAUGGUUUCCUGCAAUAUAUUUAGGACUCUCCCACCGAGUGACAGCAAUGAAUUUGACCCUGAAGAAGAUGAACCUACACUAGAGGCGUCGUGGCCACAUUUACAGCUUGUAUAUGAAUUUUUCAUUCGGUUUUUGGAAAGCCAAGAAUUUCAACCAAGUAUUGCCAAAAAGUACAUAGAUCAAAAAUUUGUAUUACAGCUUUUAGAGCUAUUUGACAGUGAAGACCCUCGUGAAAGGGAUUAUUUAAAAACAGUCUUACACAGAAUUUACGGCAAAUUUCUUGGACUUAGAGCAUUUAUUCGAAAACAGAUUAACAAUAUUUUUCUACGAUUUGUUUAUGAAACAGAACACUUUAAUGGUGUAGCAGAAUUGCUGGAAAUAUUAGGAAGUAUUAUCAAUGGCUUUGCAUUACCCCUUAAAGCAGAACAUAAACAGUUUCUUGUGAAAGUGCUGAUACCGCUGCAUACCGUCAGGAGUUUAUCUCUCUUCCAUGCACAGUUGGCGUAUUGUAUAGUACAGUUUCUGGAGAAAGAUCCUUCCCUAACAGAACCAGUCAUUAGAGGAUUGAUGAAAUUCUGGCCAAAAACCUGCAGUCAAAAAGAGGUCAUGUUCUUGGGCGAGCUGGAGGAGAUCUUGGAUGUUAUUGAACCAUCACAAUUUGUUAAAAUUCAGGAACCUUUAUUUAAACAGAUCUCCAAGUGUGUAUCAAGCCCCCACUUCCAGGUGGCUGAGAGGGCGCUGUAUUACUGGAACAACGAGUACAUCAUGAGUCUAAUAGAGGAGAACUCCAACGUCAUCCUUCCUAUAAUGUUUGCAAGUCUCUAUAGAAUUUCUAAAGAACACUGGAAUCCGGCGAUCGUGGCGCUAGUCUACAAUGUCUUGAAAGCCUUUAUGGAAAUGAACAGCUCCCUGUUUGAUGAAUUGACAGCCACUUACAAGUCAGAUCGCCAGCGUGAGAAGAAAAAAGAAAAGGAGCGUGAGGAACUAUGGAAAAAACUAGAGGACCUGGAAUUAAAGAGAGGUCUUAGAAGCGACGGGAUUAUCCCAACUUAACAAAGACAUCUAUAACAACCUUAUCCUGUGGAUUCACGCAUUUAUGUAGUAGAAGAUGGAAAAACAGUUUUCUGUAUUGUGCAACUUUACAGUAGAUUUUACCUUUGUUUCAUUAUUACAGCAACACUGUAUAUAACUGUCUAAGUAAAGAAAAAAAGCAAACAAAAACAAUAUAUGGACUUAAAUCCAAAGUUUGGACAGUAAAUGAACUUUUCAGAACUUUGCAAACAUAUUCAUUGUUUUAAAUAUUCUUUAAACCUUUUUUUUUUUUUGGAUUUUUUGAUGAAACUCGGUGUCAGAUUCCUGUUGUCAGGCACAUGAUAUUUAUCAUUAGAGAAGUAUGUCGCAGUCUUUCAGAUCCAAGCAGUCCUUAUUCACCUUAGCUUUUCUUUCUGCAAAGCUGUUAAGUCUAUUUAUAUAGUUUAAAAAAAGAAAAUGCAUAACUUUGUUGAACAUCCUCCUUUGGAUAACGUUCAUUGUAUUUUUAUUUUGCACAUCUUCAAGAGCUGAAUGUCUUUGCAGAACUGUUUCUUGCAGCGGUUUUGUGUACUGGUGUGUGUUUUGCGAUACCAGUUUAGCUCUGGUGCUUUUUUUUUUCUCAUUUUGGGCGUAUAAGCAUUUCCAUCAAAAGUAAAAUGUAUCGUUUAUUCAGCAAAUGUUGAAUAUGAACAGGCAUUGAUGUGUAAUAGACACUGACCGCAGAACCGAACAGUAUUCUCUCUGCUACAUCACAGCACACAACACACAACACAGGGCUGUUUUAGAAUCUUACAUUUUAGCCAUUAUCUUACUGAUUUUAUUGGACCAUUCUGAAUAAAGAAAAAACACUAAAAUAUACAAAGCGGACAUAGGUCUUGGCGUAGUUAUAGCUGUAUUCGGAGAAGAAAGGAAAAACAGUUUAAUCUGUUUGAAGUUAUUGCCUUAUUUUAUAGUAUGUAUUUAUAAAGUAUUCCAGCAAAAGGCAGGAUAGCCUCUGAAUGAUGUAAUACAGUGAUGUCAUAUCACAGUGCCAGCCCCUUGGUUUCAGCUGGGAAAUGUCCCUCAACCACCUCCUGCAUUCUCAACUACUGUAACUAUCACCAAAAGUGGUUCUACCAAUGCUACUGAAAUUCUGCAAAUUCCUAUUGUCCUGAGUAUUAAUAAAGUUUAAAAAUGCUUUUAUAUCAAAGGUGCAUUGUGACCAAACUGUUUAAAAUGUGAGGGGGCUGCAUUGUGAGACUCUGCUACUGCAUUAUACUAGAAAAAUGUAAUUCAGUCUCUUGCCACAGAAUGAAUGGGAAAAUAUAUAUAUAUAUAUAUAUUCCGUUGCAUUAUUUUAUGCCUUUAGGCCUAGGAUGGAUUUAGCAUUUGAUAUAUAAUAUAUAUAGUCUUGUAUCUUGCAAUAUUCAGUAUUGUUGGGGCUAUAGCUUUAUGCCUCUUGAAGUCAGUGGGGCUCCUGUAUGUCCUCAUAUUGCUGUCCGCUUCAGUUCUCAUUCUUGUUUGGAAGCCUCCUAAAAAUCGACCUGUUCAUAGAGAUCUGGUUACUCAAAAAUGGCCAUUAUAGUUAAGCCAAUACUAAAAUGCGUUGAAACCGUUUUAAUUCUAACUAGCUUUUUGUCCCUUUUAUGGCAUUUCCAGGAAGAUUUUCCUCAGGCGUAAGAUUUUUCUUCCUUAACUGUGCCUUUUAUAGGGAUUCAAUAUCUUGACAUAAAAUUCAGAGAAAACAAGAUUUUUACUUAAAGGGAUACUAAACCCAAUUUCAUGAUUCAGAUAGAGCAGCAACUUUCUAAUCCUUUUCUUCAUACUCUUGCUAUCUUUAUUUAAAAAGCAGGAAUUUAAAGCUUAGGAGCCAGCCAGCCCAUUUUAGCUUCAGCACCCUGGAUAGCGCUUGCUUAUUGGUGGCUACAUUUAGCCACUAAUAAGCAAGCAUAGCCCAGGUUCUGAUCUAAAAAUGGUCUGGCUCCUAAGCUUUAUAUUCCUGCUUUUUUUUUUAUAUAAAGCUUGCAAGAGAACGAAGAUAAAUUGAUAGUAGGAGUAAAUUAGAAAGUUGCUUAAAAUUGCUGCCCUAUCUGAAUCAUUAAGGAAAAAUGUGGGUUUAGUGUCCCUUUAAAAACUCCCCCCUCUCAAAGUUCUAGCAUAUGAAGGCCUUGUUCAUCAUUUGUGUGUCUGAUUUCAAUGGUGAUUUUCUUGCAUUUCUUGCUCUGAGCAGGGCUGAGCAUAUGUGCAUUGGAACUGAGGCCUACAGGACGAGGACGGUGUAAAUACAGGGAUCAGGGGGUCUCUGGGAAGUCUCUCACAAACUUCAAGAGCCCAGAAACUACAUUCCUAACAGUAUGAAUGUUCAUUCAAAUACAAGGAAACUGAUUUAUUAUAAUUCUAUAAUAAUGUGCAUCCUGACCAAAUUAUUCAUUUAUGUAUUUUCAAUCUUUACCAUGCAGUAAACCUUAGUAUUUCUAGAUAUAAUUUCAAUGACCUAUGUUUUCAUUUGAAAUGGUUGAGGAUACCUAAACCACACGCAAACUUGAAUUCCUUUAGGUCUGCAUUAGAUUUGAAGAUUAUCUGCUCACUAAUUGUAAAAGUGAAUAUUGUGAGCAGUUUUACUUUAAUGUACAUAAUGCUGUUCAUUCUGGAACAACAGCUGUAAACUGAAUUUGUAACAUACGCAUAAUGUCGGUAUAAAUAUUACCUUUAAGGGAAAGCGAAGCAACGUAAUAGCGUUUCUUUUUGCAGCCAUAUUGUCCUUGUGGAAAGCUAAUUAAAUAGAUCAAUAUUUUUCUUAUCUGGCACAUGAAUUUGGAAUAUACAAUAGCAAUUUCUGAAAGCUUUGAUGACCCUUCGUCAGAAGUAUGGACUCUUUGGGAUGGGGAAAUAAGGAGUAACUGUUAUAUUGGUUGAAACAAUGUUACAGUCUAAAAAAUAAAAUAGAGUAUCUUAUUUAUAAUGAAAAUGUAAUUUGAUGGUAUGAAUAUAAAUUUGAUCUUUUUAAUUUUGGUAUAUUUGCAGUUGUGUAAAUUGUUACCUUUUUUUUUCUUCUUUGUUAGCAAACUAUAUUAUUAACCACCUGGGGUGCUUCUCCUACAUAACAAAUUUUAAAAACAAAAUUCUCAAAUGUUCUUGGUAUCUUCAUGCACAGACACCGCGCUCUCGUCCUGGUCGAUUGGAGCCUUCUGCCACCGUUUUAUGGACCUUCUCAUUGUUUAUCAUGCACAUUGCAAGGAAGAAUAUUGUCCCAUCCGACAAUUAGGUGUCUGGUAUUUUAAUAAUAAAAAAAGAAACAAAUUAA